This is a messenger RNA of Ipomoea nil (Japanese morning glory), 459 nucleotides long. RefSeq lists its product as uncharacterized. Gene Ontology annotation, molecular function: RNA-DNA hybrid ribonuclease activity; nucleic acid binding. The transcript has a single exon. NCBI's taxonomy places the organism in Eukaryota, Viridiplantae, Streptophyta, Magnoliopsida, Solanales, Convolvulaceae. Bases 1 to 459 code for a protein of 152 amino acids. The record is from RefSeq and is a predicted model, not a curated record.
AUGCGACAACCCGCUGCCACCGUGAUGCCAGUAGACGACACGCAACAUCUACUAAGGUGCUUUUUCGAGGCCGGCUACAGGCAGCACACAGGAGAGGCGACAUAUGGAGUUGUGCUUCUCAAUCACGAUGGUGCUUUCGUGGCGGCCACGGCCGGCACCCUCCCUGGUGCUUUUUCACCUCUUAUGACGGAGGCACUUGCGUGUAAGGAAGCCCUCUCAUGGCUUAAAGGGCGCGAUAUAGUGAUAGUUGACCUACUUACGGAUUGCAUGGAGCUGCGAAACAUGAUACACUCAAGAAGUACAGCAACUCGAUCUUAUGUUGGGGUCAUUGUAGACCAGUGCAGGACAUUUAUGUCGUUAUUUACAUAUUGUUCUUUAAAUUAUAUUUCUAGAGCUGUCAAUAUGCAUGCUCAUACAUUAGCUUCGUUAGCUUUCGAUCAGGACCAACCUAUGUAUUGA